Molecule: messenger RNA, 2658 nt
Organism: Myotis lucifugus (little brown bat)
Lineage: Eukaryota; Metazoa; Chordata; Mammalia; Chiroptera; Vespertilionidae
Gene: LPAR3
Product: lysophosphatidic acid receptor 3
Exons: 3
Coding region: 208-1086 (292 amino acids)
Biological process (GO): G protein-coupled receptor signaling pathway
Cellular component (GO): membrane
Molecular function (GO): lysophosphatidic acid receptor activity
Source: RefSeq, a predicted model, not a curated record
GGCUCGGGACGCGUCGCAGCCGCAGUUGGCAAAGAGGCGCGCCGCCGCCACCACCGUGUCCUCCGCUGCUCCUCGCGCCCGGAGGAAGGCCAGCGCCCGGCCGCCCCGUCGCGCACGGCCCGAGGGCAUGCGGCAGCCGCAGGGGCCCCCCGCUCCCGGGCUCGGCGGCGCGGGCGAGCGUGAGCGGAUGUUCAGUUCUUCUCCACAAUGAAUGAGUGUCACUAUGAUAAGCAGAUGGACUUUUUUUAUAACAGAAGCAACACCGACACUGACACCUCCGAUGACUGGACAGGAACGAAGCUUGUGAUCCUUCUAUGCGUUGGAACAUUUUUCUGCCUGUUUAUUUUCUUUUCUAAUUCUCUGGUCAUCGCAGCGGUGAUUAAAAACAGAAAGUUUCAUUUCCCCUUCUACUACCUGUUGGCUAACCUAGCUGCUGCAGAUUUCUUUGCUGGAAUUGCCUAUGUAUUCCUGAUGUUCCACACUGGCCCCGUGUCAAGAACUUUGACCGUCAACCGCUGGCUUCUCCGCCAGGGGCUUCUGGACACUAGCUUGACUGCCUCCCUGACCAAUUUGCUGGUGAUUGCCGUGGAGAGGCACAUGUCAAUCAUGAGGAUGCGGGUCCACAGCAACCUGACCAAAAAGAGGGUGACUUUGCUCAUUUUGUUUGUCUGGGCCAUUGCCAUCUUUAUGGGGGCGGUCCCCACACUGGGCUGGAAUUGCCUCUGUGACAUCUCUACCUGCUCUUCCCUGGCCCCCAUUUACAGCAGGAGUUACCUCAUUUUCUGGACUGUGUCCAACCUCCUGGCCUUCUUCAUCAUGGUCGUGGUGUACCUGCGGAUCUACAUGUACGUCAAGAGGAAAACCAACGUCUUGUCCCCACAUACCAGUGGCUCCAUCAGCCGCCGGAGGACCCCCAUGAAGCUAAUGAAGACAGUGAUGACUGUCUUAGGGCACCAAGGCCCUGCCCAAGAGAGAGUCCUGUGUUUUGGAAUUGUGCUUGUCAACAUGCUAAUCAUCUGUAGCAACCAAACACACAAGGAACCCCCGUGGAAAGCUCUCCUGUACCGUCAGCACAGCACCAAGUGAACUGAGCAAAUGGGUGGUUUGUUUCCCAGAAAAUGGGCUGGACUUGCUUCUAUUUUGCAAUGACUUGAAAUGCAAAAGAAAAGUUGAAGGGAUUCGUGAAUUACACUUUUGAAAUCUUCCAUGAACCUUCCUGUCUCUUAGGGCGGUGUUUUUCAAACUGUAGGUUGUGAACCACUGUCAAGUAAUGAAAUCAGUUUGGAGAUUGUAACUGACACUGUUUUACAAUGUGUGUGUGUGUGUGUGUGUGUGUGUGUGUGUGUGAUGGAUUUGGUAUAAAAUGUAUUUCUUACUAUGGGUUAUGGUCAAGAACAUCUAAAAAGUCAAGGAUUUAGGGUCAAGGUUUCCUUUUUGGCCAAUAAAGAACUGAACUCUGUUAUAAUAUGAGAAACAUUACAGGUAAGGGGCUUUCAAAAGAUCUGUGGUAAUUGAAAGACAGAGCUAGACACUUCUCAUUCCUCCCUCCCACCUCUCCACUUAGAUCAAUACUCACUCCUGUUUGCCUUCUCUCAGGGGAGAGAGGAAGGAGGUAAGGUGGUGGUAACAGAAGAAAUAAUAUUCGGAGUUCUCAUGCUGGGAAAUGGGUGAAAUUAGUACCAUAAGGAGCCUUGCUAGAGCACUCCUAACAAUCAUACAUGACAUUUCUGUAACAUGGUGUCCCUUUCAGUGUUUUAAGGCAUUGUUCUCAUCAAGUCUCACAGAAAUCCUGCAAGGGAAGUGGGGAUGAUGUUAUCCUGUCUUGCUGCCACUCCCCUAGAUGCACCCUGUACUCAGCCGUAAUUAAUUAUUUACAGUUCCUCAUUUUGCAUCCCUAAGCCUUUGCACUUGCUGGAAUACCUCUCCUCUGGUUCUGCCUGGGAAACUCCCAUUCAUCUGUAAGACUCAGCUCCAGGGCCUGUCUUCUCUGAAUCUUUCCUUGCCCUGCCUCGGUAAAUCUGAUGGCUCCCUCCUUCGGACUUCGGGCCACCUGUGUGUCGUCUAUACCGUAAUCAAUGCACUUCAUUGUUUACCUGCCUUUAUUUUUAACUAGAAUGUGUGUUCUUUGAAGUCAGGAACUGUACCUUAUCUUUGCAUCUCUAACAUGCAGCACGCUGUCUGUAACACGCUUGCUGAGAUUAUAAUAAAUAAGGAAGUCGAGGUUUAGGGGAGGUAUGUGGCUUUUCAAAAGCUGGAACUAUAAGUAGGACCCAGGUUUCCUCACAUGCAGCCGGGCUGUUGGCUCGCUCUGGCUCUCACAUGACCUGCCUGUGAGGUCACUGGGCUGGGGAGUGAGGGGGCGUCUCACUUUAUAACAUGGGAGACAGGUCUCAGAAGACCACGUGAGAGUGCCACACGGGGAAGAGGAAAACAAAUGAACAUUUCUGAAUGCCUACCGCAAGGAGGUCUGCAUGUGACAUGCUUUCAGGAUUUUAUCUCACUUAAUUCUCAUAGCAACUCUGCCGAUCUGUUUUAUAGAUGGGGAAACUCGGGUAUAAAGCAUCUUGCCCGUAGACUCUGACUGGUACAAAUAAUUAUCGGUAAUACUCAUUGUGGGCUCUAUGUGGCUCUAAGCAUCUUACAUGUUUUAUUUCAUUU